AUGGUAAGUAAGGAAAACAAGAUAGUUAACCUGAGGCCAAAAGAAGUGGUCGACCUUAUUGUCAGCCUGCCCUCAUUGACCAUUCCUACAUCCGUUAAUUUUCAUCGUGUUACGACAAUGAAAAAAGUUGAUCCUUAUGGCGUCACUGAAACGAGCUUUCAUUCAACAGAAAAAACCUUCAGUAGUUUAGUGUGA
Molecule: messenger RNA, 195 nt
Organism: Clunio marinus
Lineage: Eukaryota; Metazoa; Arthropoda; Insecta; Diptera; Chironomidae
Source: the annotation of a GenBank genome assembly